AUGCUCUUUGAGUCAUUGCACCGUUUUUCCAGUCGCGCCGAUCGAGUGAUGAUGUAUCCUUCCCACAUGUUCGAGGCGAAUAACGGCAGCUCUGUGGAUACCCAAUUGCUCAUCAAAGCUCGCGAUGAAUAUCGAGUCAAGCUCGUUCCCAUUACAGUUCAGCACAAGGAUAAUAAAGACGAUACCUGGGCUGAUUCAUACACAAAGCUCCUCGCUUUUAAUCAGACUCAAUACAGCCGCGUGCUCUCUAUCGAUUCUGAUUCCACGCUGUUGCAAGACAUGGAUGAACUAUUCCUUUCGCCCCCAGCGCCAGUAGCUAUGCCAAGGGCCUACUGGCUGUUUCCUGAGAAGGAGAUCCUCUCAUCCCAGGUGAUACUUAUCCAACCUUCUGAAAAGGAAUUUGCUCGCAUUAUGGCCAAGGUGGAUUCUGCCUCUGAGAACGACUUCGAUAUGGAGAUUGUGAACUAUCUGUAUCGCGAGAGUGCCCUUGUCCUCCCACAUCGUCCAUAUGAUCUGUUAACGGGUGAGUUCCGUGCAGACAAUCACAAGAGGUAUCUCGGCUCUGAUACUGAGCCUUGGGAUCCCGCCGCUGUCUACAACGAAGCUAAACUCGUCCAUUUUUCGGACUGGCCGGUUUCCAAGCCAUGGAUACAAACGGAUGAGGAACUUCGCCUCCAAUCACAACCCAAUUGCACGACUUUGGCAGAUGGCGCAGAGGACUGCGCGGCAAGGAUAAUAUGGAACUCUUUCUACACAGAUUUCAAACGAAAGCGCAAGGAGAUUUGCGGACUGGAUGAGGUGAUAUUGCCCAAGGAAGAGUACGAGGAAUGA
This is a messenger RNA of Fusarium subglutinans, 831 nucleotides long. RefSeq names its product GNT1 alphan-acetylglucosamine transferase. The record is from RefSeq and is a predicted model, not a curated record. Lineage: Eukaryota; Fungi; Ascomycota; Sordariomycetes; Hypocreales; Nectriaceae. The transcript is spliced from 3 exons. Gene Ontology annotation, molecular function: glycosyltransferase activity. Bases 1 to 831 code for a protein of 276 amino acids.